AUGCGUCCCUCAUUGCGGUUGUUAAACCUGGAGGUAUCGUCCCUCCAGGGCUCUCGGACCCUCUACGUCUGCUCAGUUUGCAGACAAGAAGCACGCCCACGCCCAUUAGUCGCCCGGCAAUUCCUGCGCAAUGCGUCCAACGCAACCCCGAUCACCGAACGAGUGCGCCGCAAGAUCUGGGGUACAGACAACCCGCCCGGUCUGAAGGAUCCCUACGGUGGAGAAGGAGUUCUGGAACGGAAAUUUAGGAAAGACCAGCCGGCCAGACAGGAGGAGGAGCCGGAGAAUCUCGCCCAGGCCUCAGAACAAACUCAGGUCGAGAAUGAAGCGGAGCUCGCUGCCGCUGAGGCAUAUGAGCCUGCAACCACAUGGGAGGGACUUCCACGUGUGGGCCACUUGGGCAGGUGGUCCGACUUACCUCCUUCUGGGGCCGACGGAUAUGAAUCGUUUAUGCUCAAAAAGAAAGUCACCAAGAAGGGUCAUCUGUCCCUAGCCGCCCACCAAGCAGCAGUCGAAGUUUGCCUGAUGCACACAUUGAACAAGCCUUUGUCAAAGGUCUGCGAUGUCGUCGAGCACGAUAAAUCGGUUUUCAAGAUGCUCUGGAAGUGCAAGAUCCAGCCCGGCCAGUGGGGCCAGGCCGUGGUCUAUCCUAGUAAGGAAGCCGAAAAAGCACUCGUUUAUAUCUUCGAACAGAUCGGCGGUCAGCCUGAGCCUGCCGUUGCAGAGGAGACCGCGGAGGUCGAGGAGGCCGUUGAAGAGUCAAAGUGGGAAGACCUCGUGCUGGAGGCGAAUGACUCGAAUGUUCCCUUCUUCGGAUACGCUGAUGUUCGGGACAAGGGUUUCCUGUCUCUCCCAUUGGACGACCCUGCUACGAAGUUCGCUUUCCUGAAGCGGUUCUCCCAGCUGAGCGGCCACUACCUCCCGGAUCCUGUCGUUCACUCGGUUGCCAACGUCGGACAGGUAGUUGAGUACGUCCACUCGGCUCUUAACCCCAAGCCUAAGAAGCUGGCAGAUUACCUGGCCAACAGCCAAGGUCUCCACAACCUGCCCAACGUCAAGGUCUUUGCCAAGAAGCAGAAGCCAAUGGACAGGGACGAGGAGUUGGGCCGGAAGAAGGUCAUCGAGGCUGAGCUUCGUUCCAGAGGGCUUAUUGAGUAG
Messenger RNA from Aspergillus bombycis, 1158 nucleotides. RefSeq names its product mitochondrial 54S ribosomal mL50 protein. The record is from RefSeq and is a predicted model, not a curated record. Bases 1 to 1158 code for a protein of 385 amino acids. Gene Ontology annotation, cellular component: mitochondrion. The transcript is spliced from 3 exons. NCBI's taxonomy places the organism in Eukaryota, Fungi, Ascomycota, Eurotiomycetes, Eurotiales, Aspergillaceae.